AUGGCUUGGAAAGAAGAUUUGUUGCGUUUUUGUCGAGACAAUGUGCUCUUUGUCAUGACCAUGACAAGCGUUGUUCUCGGAGUUGUAUUGGGCUUCAGCCUUCGACCUCUUAACCUAUCUGCUGAAACUCUGCAACUCAUCAACUUUCCGGGUGAAAUAUUCAUGCAAGUCUUAAAAAUGAUGAUAUUGCCUCUGAUUUUCUCAUCAUUGAUCUCAGCUCUGGCUCAGAUGGAUGCCAAAGAAUCUGGUCAAAUGGGUAUUGCUACUGUCUUAUACUAUUUAGUUACUACUGUAUUAGCCACAUUACUUGGAAUAUUUUUGGUGAUGACAAUUCAUCCGGGUGAUCCUUCUGUCAAAUCUAAUCAGCUUCAUGACAUUCCUAAUGAUACAGAUGUGUCACCUUUAGAUACGUUCUUAGAUCUUAUCAGAAAUAUGUUUCCGGAAAAUAUAAUUCAAGCAACUUUUGAAAGAAUGCAAACAACCUAUGUUCUCCACAAACCGAAUGUGGCGAAGAAUGGAACAGGCAGCGAAAUUUCAAUUAUGAGAAAAACAAUAACAAACACACGAGGAAUGAACAUCUUAGGAAUUAUUGUGUUCUGUACUGGUUUUGGUAUUGUAAUUUCACAGCUUGGAGAAAGAGCCAAAAUAGUCGUUGACUUCUUCGUUAUCUUGGAUGCCGUAAUUAUGAGAUGGGUUGAAACUCUGAUGUGGUUUGCUCCUCUUGGUAUCACCUGCCUCAUUUGUGGAAACUUAUUGGAACUUGAUGAUCUAUCAGAUACAGCCGCGGUUCUGUUCUUAUAUACCAUCACAGUUAUUGCUGGUCUCAUAAUCCAUGCCUUUUUAACGGUUCCAGUUUUAUACUUCUUGAUCACAAGAAAAAAUCCAAUGACAAUUGUACGUGGAAUGUUAUCCGCCACCGUUACAGCGUUCGGAACUGCUUCUGGUGGAGCAGCUUUGCCUGUUUCUAUGCAAUGUAUGGAAGAGAACUGUAGAAUUGACAGAAGAAUUGUUCGUUUCGUUCUACCUCUUGGCUCGACCAUAAACAUGGAUGGAAACGCUCUGUACGAAGCGGUCGCUGUAAUAUUCAUUGCUCAAUUAAACAAUGUGGACUUAAGUAUAGCGGAAGUUGUUACCGUCAGUGUAACAGCUACCCUUGCUUCAAUUGGAUUAGGGUCUGUACCAGCCGGUCUUGUGUCAAUUCUUCUAAUUCUGAACACUGUUGGCUUACCUGUGAAAGAUGUUUCUCUCUUACUCACAGUUGAUUGGCUAUUAGAUCGAAUUCGAACAGCAAUCAACGUGUUGGGAGACGGCUUUGCAGCAGGAGUGGUUUCUUCCAUUUUAGAGCGCCAACUGGAAGAAUCUGAUGCAAGAAAUGAGUUUCGUACUGAGAUCAAAGAAGAAAUAGAACUUCUGAAAUCGGCAGCCAACAGUCGAAGACCAUCAUUCACAUUAUCAGAAAAUUCACGAGAAGCAUAUUUCAAUGCAUUGGCAACAGCAGCCAACUCGACAGCACCAUCACGUCGUGGAUCAAUCGGUGGCUUUAAUUUAACAUGGAGAAGUACUCUGAUAGAACCUGGAUAUGCACAGCUACCGAAAGUUCAAGAUGUAUAA
Messenger RNA from Auanema sp. JU1783, 1611 nucleotides. Lineage: Eukaryota; Metazoa; Nematoda; Chromadorea; Rhabditida; Rhabditidae. The record is from the annotation of a GenBank genome assembly.